Molecule: messenger RNA, 2555 nt
Organism: Acomys russatus (golden spiny mouse)
Lineage: Eukaryota; Metazoa; Chordata; Mammalia; Rodentia; Muridae
Gene: Cep89
Product: centrosomal protein 89
Exons: 19
Coding region: 79-2436 (785 amino acids)
Biological process (GO): chemical synaptic transmission; mitochondrion organization; cilium assembly
Cellular component (GO): ciliary transition fiber; centriole
Source: RefSeq, a predicted model, not a curated record
GCUGUCUGUAGAGGCUGCGGGCCUCUCUCUGCCAGCCAGUCCAACCCCGGGCGCCUCAGCCCGCAGCCCGCAGCCGGGAUGCUCCUCAGCUUCCGCAGGAACCGCCGGAGCCAGUUCAGUCACAUCAUCCAUGGCUUCCUCCCAGCGGCCAGCAUCGCUCCCAAGCCAGCUGUGCCGCGCACACCUCCUCCCCGAAGCCCCAACCCAUCUCCAGAGAGACCCAGGUCUGCUCUGGCCGCGGCCAUCCUGGCAACCACGCUGACGGGACAGACAGUCGCCAUUCCCCAGCCUCGCCAGAGAUCCCGGUCUGAGAGUGACGCCUCCUGCAUGGAAAAGGACAGCUUCAUCGAGCCCUAUGCCACCACUUCAGAGCUGAGGCUACGGCAAAGCUGGCAGAAUGAGCCAAGAAGAACUUCAUUACCGUCUUUUGAGACGAUGGGCUACGGGGAGGAUGAGGAUGCCGAAACACAGGCGUCCACCAGCUGCAGGGAGUCAGAGUCCAGCGCCUGGAAGGAUGUGGGAGAUGGCAGACAUGCUGCCUAUGCUGUGCCUCACAGGAAGCAGGUCCUGUCAUCUCAAAAGAUGGUGACAGGGAAUGAUGCUUCUGAACAAGACGGACUUUCAGACUCCUCCUCCUCCUCCUCCUUCUCCACACCACAGCACACUCGGAAAGAUGAUAAACGCUCUGUUCUGAAUCUAGAGGAUGAGAAACCACUGCGUGAAAAGCCACCUCCCUCCCCAGAUGUAGGCCGUAGGGUACAUCAGAGGCAUACGGAAGGAGCCCAAGAAAAGGCUGAGGAGUUAAGACAAGAAACUGCGCAGCUACAGGCCGCAAACCAAGCUCUCAGCCUUGAACUGAGUGCAAUGAGACAAGCAAUGAAGGACUUACAGCUGAAGCUCAAGAGGGUGGAAAAGGACAACAGGAGGCUGAAGGAGGGAGAAAAGCCAUCCCCUCAGGAAGCAGUCACAGCUGACUUACUUUACCUAAGGAAGCAAGGCCAAGGCCUGGUGGAUGAAAACGAGGGGCUGAGAAUGAUCGUCCAUCGUUUGAACGUAGAACUCAGUCGCUACCAAACAAAAUUCCGACAUUUGUCUGAGGAAGAGGGUUCCUGUCUCGAAGGCCUCCCAUCAAAGGGCCCCACACCCCCCUGGCUGGUGGAUAUAAAGUACCUCUCCCCACUGUUGCUGGCGUAUGAAGACAGGAUGAAAGAGAAGGACGAACUCGGUGCUGCCCUGGAGGAGGAGAUGAGAGCCUUCAGGGUGCGAGUCCAGGAAGUGGUGAAGGAGAACGAAGGCCUGCGCCAGGAGUUAGAGAAGAGUGGCCCCGUCACCCGCGAGGAAUGGAGGCAGCUUCAGACGCAAGCGGAGCUGGUUCUUGAGGAGAACAAGUUGCUGAUAGAGCAACUGGAGAUCCAGCAGACAAAAGCCAGGGACGCCCAUCAGGAGCGCGUCCAAGAAGUUUCUAAGCUGACUAAACAGCUUAUGCUCCUGGAGGCAAAGACUCAGGGCCAGGAAAAGCAGCUGAUGGAAAGCAAGGAACAGCUGGAGAGCUUACAGGCCAGAUGCCACGAACUCAAAGCACAGCUGGAUAGCAAGAUCGCUGUAGAUGUCCAUACAUCGAUUGUCAAUGAACUAAAAAGCCAGCUGCAGAGGGAAGAAGAGAAGGACAGCGCUGAGAUGCAGGAGCUGAUGGGGAAGCUGACGGCGCUGCAGGUGCAGAGGGAGAGCCUACUUCUGGAGAAGAGCAGCUGGACCGCCAGCAGCAGAGCGCUGGAGGCUGAGCUGCAGCGCACGCGCGCAGCCAACAGGCGAUACCAAAAGAAAAUUGAUGUCCUCAGAAAGCAAGUAGAAAAAGCCAUGGGGAAGGAGAUGUCUGCCCACCAGUACCUGGCAAAUCUGGUAGGCUUGGCCGAGAACGUCACCAAGGAACGAGACAAUCUUAAGUAUUUGGCUCAGUGUUUAGAGAGCGAGAAGCACGGCGUCCUCAACAAGAUCCUGAAAGGCAACAUCCGCCUGGGAAAGCUGGAGGAAAAGGUGAAGGGGUACAAGAAGCAGGCGGCACUAAAGCUGGGGGAUGUCCAUCACCGCCUGAGGGAGCAGCAGGAAGACUUUGCUGGCCGAGCAGCUCAGUACCAGAAGGAGAUGAGGCACCUGCACCGGAUGCUGCAGGAAAAGCAGGAGGUCCUGGACGAGGCCCUGCAGCAGAGAAGAGAAAUGGAAGGUGAGCUUGAGAUGGUUCUGGAAUCCACUGCCCAGGAGAACAAGAGGAUGCGAGCUCUUCUGCAGGCCACCCUCGAAAGGAGAGGCACACAGCACACGGGAGCCCGCGAGGACGCCUCUCAGGGAGACCUGCCAGUUGGCUAUGAUUUCAGCUAUGGUGACAUGCAGCUUCCGGCUACCGCUGCCCGCCAGAGGCUUGGGGAGUCUGUGGCGUAGACCUCCUGUCUGAGGUGUCCACGUCCCCCAAGCUGGUAGGUGGCUUCUCUCCCGGGAUGGCUAGUGUGACAAGGAAGCCCGUGGAAGCAAGAAAGAAAUAAAUCAGCCAGGGCAUCGAA